Arctia plantaginis is the source of this 1728-nucleotide messenger RNA. The record is from the annotation of a GenBank genome assembly. Lineage: Eukaryota; Metazoa; Arthropoda; Insecta; Lepidoptera; Erebidae.
AUGGGCUCCUGCGUAGCGAAGUGGCGUUGGUGGGUGGUAGUAGUAGCAUGGGCGUGGGGCGCGGCUGCGCGCACUCUCUGCCCCGCGCGAUGCGCGUGCGACGACGCCCUGCGCGCCGCCUCAUGCGCAAAUGCGAGCCUCGAAAUCGUGCCUAUACAACUCAACCCAGAAGCAACUCACAUCAACCUCACACACAAUGCAAUCGACAAUCUCCUUUAUACGUUUGGAUUCUACACUCAACUGACCGUUCUCGAUAUUUCUUACAACAAAGUCGUAGAUUUAGGUAGUAAAAAUUUCGAGAAUAAUAUUGAGAUGACAUAUCUCAAUUUGAGUAACAAUUUUCUAAAGCGUUUAGACAAAGAAACAUUUAGAGGACUGAAGAGUCUUGUGGAUUUAAAUUUAGCAGAUAAUGCAAUAUCAAGUAUACAUGUGCAGACGUUCAAAGAUUUAUCUGCGCUAGAGAGACUCGAUUUGUCAAACAACAGACUAGUAAAGUUUGAACCAGAAACUUUUAAGCCGCUAAUGUCAUUGAAGAUAUUAUCGCUUAAGAAUAAUUCAAUAUUAGAUAUACCUUCUCCUAACCUUGGUUUUGUACUACAUUUGGAGGUUUUAGACCUAUCAGAAAAUUUAAUAGAGCAAGUAACGAAACUUGGUAUUCCACAUUUACAGGAAUUGAAGCAUUUAGAUUUAAAUAACAACCUAAUUGAAAGUGUGGAUCAACUAGGAUUUCACAACUUACCAUCACUGCGGCACUUAGAUUUGAGUGACAACAAUAUGACAUCGAUCCCAACGUCAGCCUUGUCAAAACUAUCAAACUUGUCCCAUUUGUAUCUAAGUGGCAAUUUUUUUCAAAACAUUACAGCGCUUUCCUUCCAAAGUCUAUUUCAUUUAAAACAUCUACACUUGAGCAGACUUUACGAACUCGAGAAAAUUGAUUCAAGAGCUUUUGUAGACAAUAUAAAUUUACAAAAAAUAUGGAUGAAUGAAAAUCUCAAAGUGAACGAAGUUCCUCCGAGACUCUUCCACGGCAAUCCAAAGCUGACGCACAUAUACAUGCGAAAUAAUGCACUAGUGGCUCUUGAAGCUGCUCAUUUCCCUAUAGAUAGGUUGCAAGAGCUAGAGAUUUCUGGAAACCCGUUUGUUUGUAAUUGCUCAAUAUUGUGGUUAUGGAAACUGGGCAGAGAGAGCGAAAUUAGUAACAAGAAGUCUGGAAAUGCAAGCUCUAUAUUAAAAAUAGACUAUGAAAAUGUGAAAUGCGCAACUCCAGCACAUUUGAAUGGUGUCCUGUUUAUACAAAUUCCGGAGUCAGAAUUCGGAUGUUCAAAUGGUUGGGUAAUAGUAGCGAUUGUGGUACUUACAGUGAGUAUCAUAAUAAGCGUUGUUGGCGGUGUUUUAUACUUCAUGGGACCCUUGAAGAAGUGUAAAGGUGAUAAAUCAAAGCAAGUAAUGACAAGUGUCAUGUUGAAUGGUGACGUGUCCAAAUUAGGGAACGGGCUAGGGUAUUCGACACGAGGAAGGGAGCAAGAAAAUAAAAGAGAUGUAGAUCGAUAUCUCAUGAUCGGCUCAUCCGUGAGUAAUAACUUCCAUUCAUUGAACCCUCCUUGGCAUAGCGUGGACAAGAAUCCAUACUACCAGGAAGAUAGCGAAGAGCAUAUCUACCAACAAUUUGCUUACGAGACAAUUCCACACCAUAGAACGCCUGAAAAACCACACAUAGUGUACGUCUAA